GUAGGGUUGGAUCUUUAAUGAUAUCCUCAAGCUUGUCGGGAGUUUUCGGGGUUUUUGGAAUGAGCUGUUGGAGGUUGGAGCAGAACUGAUGAGCGGUUGAUGAUCAGCAGUGGAUCAACAAGAUGGCCGGCUGGUUGAUUGUGCUGAAACCUGAUGGGGGGUGUAUUCUUGUUAUCUUCUGCUGAGUUUCUCCUUCUUGAACCAUAUAUACAAACUUCCCCCUCCAACAAAAAAAACAAAAAACAAACAGAAUUUACAUCGAGAUGAGCUUCCUACCCGUCCUCAAGACCUGCCACAACCAUCCAACACUCAACCCACUACUACAACAAACCAACAGCAACAACAACAACCAGCAACAACAACUCAUCCCAUUCUACUUACAUCAACCAGACCAACAACAACUCAUCAAGCCAAUUAGACUACCACCACCACCACCACCACCCAAACGACUCACAAACAGAAGCCUAUCAUCAUCAUCAUCAUCAACAAGCAACCCAGCCGAACUAACGAAAUUCAGACCACUCGGCAGCUAUCUCACUCGAUCUAACUCAUCAGACCAACUAGACAACCAUCCAUUCAACGAACCGAUCUACCAACCCCCAUGGGACCAAGCAAUCUCAGACAGGGACUCACGCCAGCCGAUCGGAUUCCUAAGACCUGCCAUCAUCAAAGCUCUCAUCCAAGACAACCAACACAUGAACCGCAUCCACAGCCAAGCAUGCUGGAAAUUAUUCUACCCAAUCGAGACCGAUGAUGACCAGGAUGAUUUGGGUGACCGAUUACCUGUCAAGGUUAGCUUCGAGGACUGGAUCAACCAGGCCGAGGAUCGGAUCGAGACCCGGCAGGAACACUUGGAUCGACUGAUCAGAGGCUGGAAGGAGAACGGGUUAUUCUUGGAUCAACUGUCUGGCUGGAGGAACGAAGAGUAUUCGGUCUAUGGUCCCAAGGAUGACGACCCAGAGGAAUCAGACCAUGAACCAACUCAACUGCCUGGCUCAAACCUCGCCUUCAGGAUCGAACGUGCAGCCGUCGGCCUGUUUGGAUUCUUGAGCUUCGGCGUUCAUCUCACAGCUUAUGUGAAGAAAGAUGGCGAAUAUUUCUUCUGGAUCCCUAGAAGAUCUGCGACCAAAGCCACCUGGCCAUCAAAGUUAGACAAUACGGUGGCAGGUGGGAUCACGAGUGGCGAGACUGGAUUUGAGACCAUCAUCCGGGAAUCCUUUGAGGAGGCAAGUCUGGAAGAAGAGCUCGUUCGAACUCAUAUCCGAGCCACUGGAUUGAUCAGCUAUACCCAUCGUAGUCCAGAGGGCUGGGUCCAACCUGAGAUCCAAUAUACCUAUGAUCUAGAAUUACCAGAUGAGAAGACGAUCGUGCCCAAGCCGAACGAUGGGGAGAGCGAAGACUUCAAACUGAUGAGCUUCGACGAGGUCUCCGAGGCACUCAAGCGCGCAGAAUUCAAGCCUAACUGUGCCGCCGUCCUCGUCGACUUCUUCGUCCGUCAUGGCCUGCUCUCCGAACAUAACGAGCCUCACUACUUCGCCGUCUCUACCCUCGUCAAACAACCCGUCUUCUUGCCUCUCCCUUGAUCCAUUCUGUCUGCUAUUUACUAUUGUAUAAAUCUGUUUCCUUUUUUCUUAUCCAAUCUUGAAGUAGUUCAUCACCUGUACAUAGUGUAUUAGAUAAGGAUUUCGUUUCUUCAGGAAAGCUAUGUUUUUUUACAUCCAUUCCAGAACUUGAGAAGCUGUCUGAAAUAUGUGCCUUAAAUUUCAAUACAGAGGAUGUGUUGCAGUUGAGA
Messenger RNA from Puccinia graminis f. sp. tritici CRL 75-36-700-3, 1792 nucleotides. RefSeq lists its product as uncharacterized. Bases 264 to 1583 code for a protein of 439 amino acids. The record is from RefSeq and is a predicted model, not a curated record. Gene Ontology annotation, molecular function: 8-oxo-dGDP phosphatase activity. Lineage: Eukaryota; Fungi; Basidiomycota; Pucciniomycetes; Pucciniales; Pucciniaceae. The transcript is spliced from 5 exons.